This is a messenger RNA of Rhodotorula graminis WP1, 630 nucleotides long. RefSeq lists its product as uncharacterized. The annotation marks the transcript as partial. Gene Ontology annotation, molecular function: protein binding. Gene Ontology annotation, cellular component: Golgi apparatus. Gene Ontology annotation, biological process: Golgi organization. NCBI's taxonomy places the organism in Eukaryota, Fungi, Basidiomycota, Microbotryomycetes, Sporidiobolales, Sporidiobolaceae. The record is from RefSeq and is a predicted model, not a curated record. The transcript has 5 exons.
AUGGGCCAGGCAGAGUCGCAGCCUCAGUCGGGCCACGGCCAUGCGCCCGCGUCUACCGGCAACAGCAGCACGCUCGCCUUCCACGUCCUCCGCGUCGCCGAGAACUCGCCCGCCGCCGAGGUCGGCAUCGAGCCCUUCUUCGACUUCAUCGUCGGCGCUGCAGGCAGGCAACUCGGCGACGACCUCGACCUGUUGACGGACGUCCUCGAGGUGAACGAGGGCGGCGAGGUCGCGCUCCAGAUCUACAGCACCAAGCGCAAGGAGGUCCGCGGCUCGGUCGACGGCGAGCCGUCCCUGCUCGGCCUGAGCCUGCGCCUGUGCAACCCGCAUCACGCGCUCGACCAGGUCUGGCACGUGCUCGAGAUCCUCGAGGGCAGCCCGGCUCAGAGUGCAGGCUUGGUGCCGUACGGCGACUGGAUCGUCGGGUACGCCGGCGGCGUGCUGCGCGGCGAGGGCGACUUUUACGACGUGGUCGAGGCGCACGUGGACAAGCCCUUGCGGCUGUUCGUCUACAACUCGGACUACGACGUGACGCGCGAGGCGAUCCUCGUGCCGAACCGCAGCUGGGGCGGCGAGGGCCUGCUCGGGUGCGGCGUCGGCUACGGCCUCCUGCACCGCAUCCCGAAGCCA